UGCUGCAUCCUGUCUUCAAGUGCUUUAAAGAAGCAAUGAAGGACAAACUCAGACUUUUUCUGCUUCUGCUGAACCUCCAAACCACCCAGGUCUGCUCUGUCCCAUACCAGCCAGAACCAGACAGAAAAUGCAACAACACAACAACCGAGUAUCUGCAUGAAACCCUCAAACUGUGCUGUAAAAGGUGCCCCCCUGGGCAUCGUCUGGAUAAAGAGUGCAGUAAAACUGGAGAUACUGAGUGUAAGCCAUGCGAACCAGGGAGGUACAUAGAGACCUGGAACUUUGCACAAAACUGUUUCUCCUGCCCUAAAUGCAAAACAACAAAAGGUCUCCAGAUUGCCCAGGCGUGCACCACAACCACCAAGUCCAAGUGUAUUUGCCAGUCUGGAAAGUACUGUGAGAUCGGGUUUAACAGCCCGUACUGCUCAGACUGUAGGAGCUACACAAAGUGUAAACCUGGUUAUGGAGUGGUAAAUCCAGUCAUGCUAAACUCAGAUGUCAAGUGUGAACUCUGCCCAAAUGGGACAUUCUUCGAUAAACUCUCCUACAUGGAUCACUGUCGGCCUUCUUCAGCGACCGUGGUCACAACUGCAACUAUAAUAACAUCUCCGGCCGCAGGCAGCUCAUAUUUAACAAGAACCUCCUCUCAGUCCGAGGGGUUUAUCGGCUCAACGGUGGAUUCCAAUCUUUCACACAAAAGCCGUAACAGUGACCAGGUUGCGGUCAUUGCUCGUGUCAUUGGACUGCUGGGGUUUCUGAUCGUGGUCAUCCUCCUGCUGUGUCUUUGCAAACAAAUCUGGAGAAAGGAUUCUGCAAGCUUACAUCCUAAAGUAGAUGCAAAUGGAAACUGUGAGACUACAGAUGAAGUUGAUCAGAACUACACGGUGGAGUCCAAGAUGACUUCAUUCACACUUACGUCCCCAGAACAGGAGUGUUUGCUCGAGAAAGGGAGAGAAGGCAGCAACCUCAGUCAACAGAGUAACAAAUCUGAAACUUUAGCCGAAGCAGACGAUGACACCAGCCAUGACUGCAUUGGCUCUUUGCAACCAACUUUGGCUAUUACUGGUCUGCCUUCUGCCCUGUCAGAGCCCAUGACCCUACUGUCCAACACAGAACCUGCCAGUCCCCAGACCAGUAUGCCAACACAGCCCACCAGCCCGCAGAUCGUCAGCCCUGUGACUAACAGUCCCCAUGUGAACGUUAACAUCACUUUGCACAUAGGAAAUGGGUCUUGUAGAAACCCCUCACUUAAAUCAACAGACUUGAGUCAAGCAGAAUGUAAGCUGCCCUUUGGACAAGAAGAGGAGUCCUUCAGCACCCCACAACAAGAGGCGGGCGACCUAUUGAAGGCAUCAUUUCCAGAGAGUGUCUAUUGCAACUCAUGA
Nematolebias whitei (Rio pearlfish) is the source of this 1385-nucleotide messenger RNA. It is a transcript of the gene tnfrsf1b, whose product is annotated as tumor necrosis factor receptor superfamily, member 1B. Gene Ontology annotation, biological process: positive regulation of oligodendrocyte differentiation; extrinsic apoptotic signaling pathway; intrinsic apoptotic signaling pathway in response to DNA damage. The record is from RefSeq and is a predicted model, not a curated record. NCBI's taxonomy places the organism in Eukaryota, Metazoa, Chordata, Actinopteri, Cyprinodontiformes, Rivulidae. The transcript has 8 exons. The coding region runs from base 36 to 1385 and encodes 449 amino acids. Gene Ontology annotation, molecular function: tumor necrosis factor receptor activity; tumor necrosis factor binding.